AUGUGUGAGACUGAACAUUCUGAAGCUGCUUCGAAAAAUUUCGAAGAUGACGAACCACCAGCAAAGAAGCCACCACCAACGAUACAGCUUGAUGCUGGUUUCAAAUGGAAUUUACAGGCGUUGGCCAAGGCGGCGGAGUCUGUCGAAACCGGGGGGAAGUCCCCGGUGUCGGCUCUCAAUGAGUUGGGCGUGAGGGUGUCCUACAGUGUGCUCAGGCAGGGCGGCCCCGCCCACUGCCCUAGCUUCACCGUCGCUGUUACUGUAGCGGAUAUGACCUUUGAGGGUUGGGGUCACAGUAAAAGGGAGGCACGAGCGUCGGCCGCAAGAACAUGCCUGAGUGCCCUUUUGGCUCGCGCGGGAAGAGUACUCCCUAACCCUGGACCACAACCUGACUUCACAAGCGAUGAGCCACCAAAGUACCCAGUGUCCGAAUUUCAGUGCAUCGAAACCAAGAUACAGCCACCUGAAGUGAAUGACAAGAAGGCGUGUGCACCUUCCGGCCUCUUCGGGCCAUCAGUGUCUCCAGUCCACAAGAGCCCCAUAAACACCCUCUACGAGAACUACCCUGGUAUCACGUUUAUCUGCACCUUCGGCGACGGAUCUCCUCUGGAUACAGUGCAGGCUCCAGUCCAACUGAGCCACAGUAUGCGGUUCAAAGUAGUUUGUCAGAUUAAAAAUCAGACUUUCGAAGGAUAUGGGUCGAGCAAGAAGCUGGCCAAGCUGGCGGCGGCUCGCUCUGCCCUCGGGGAGAUGUGCGAGCGGGGAGCGGCGCAAGCCAGGCCUUCUGCUUCGGACGCCCUGCCGCAGGCGCUGGCUGACCACAUCGCCAAGUUGGUCAAUGAGAAAUUCAAUGAAAUAAUGAAAGGUGACCUCGUGCACUCCAAGAGGAAGGUCCUCGCAGGCAUCGUGAUGACCAUCGAGAACAAGAUCGAGGGGGCCAAGGUGAUCGCAGUGACGACGGGCACGAAGUGUGUGUCUGGCGAACAUAUGUCGGUUCGAGGCCGGGCCGUGAACGAUUGCCACGCAGAGGUAGCGGCGAGGAGAUGUCUACAGCGCCAUCUGUACGCACAAUUAUUGAUGUACGCGAACGCUGCAGACCCGACCGUCCCCAUACCCGAGUCGGACAUCGAACCCUUCCCGGGCGGGGGCUACCAACUGCGGCCGGACCGCCAGCUGCACCUGUACGUCAGCACGGCCCCCUGCGGGGACGGCCGCAUCUUCAGCCCCCACGAGCACCACGAGACCGAGCCCGACAGGCAUCCCAACAGAUUAGCACGUGGUCAGCUCAGGACUAAAAUAGAGUCUGGUGAAGGAACCAUACCCGUGAAGAACUGCACCAACAUCCUUCAAACUUGGGAUGGCGUUUUACAGGGCGAGCGGCUGCUGACCAUGUCGUGCUCGGACAAGGCGGCGCGCUGGUGCGUGUCGGGGCUGCAGGGCGCGCUGCUGGCGCGGCUGCUGCGGCCCGUGUACCUGCGCUCGCUGGUGCUGGGCUCGCUGCUGCACCACCACCACCUGCACAGGGCGAUCUGCGGUCGCAUAGAGGGCUAUAUAUCAGCCCUGCCACCCCCCUACCAGUUGACAAGGCCUCUCCUAGCGCGCGCGGCUAGCACUGAAGCCAGAACCCCCGCCAGGGCGCCGUCCUUUAGCGUCUGCUGGUCCAUAACAUCACCGCUGCCAGAGAUUAUAAAUGCGACAACCGGGAAACUGGAAAACGGUCAUCCGUCGCUACUCUGUAAGCAGAGCAUGUUCGCGCGCUGGCAGUAUCUUGUGAGGCGAUUGCCGCUUUUACCUCAGGAUCCUGACGGGCCGCCUCUACCGCCGUUACCAAAGAACCUAGAUUACCUCUUGUACAACGAGGCAAAGGCGUUGUGUACCACAUAUCAGGUAGCAAAAGAUACCCUGACCGCUGCCUUCGAACGCGCCCAGCUAGGUAGGUGGAUAAAAAAGCCAAUAGAGCAGGAUCAGUUCCAGUGCGAGAUCCUUGGAGCCGACCCCACCUUACUGUUCGCCUAGGCGGGUGGUGCUCAGGGCAGUAACAUUGUGCAGAUAAACGCGGGACGUAGUACCGAUACAGACAACACAGCCUCCAAUCUUAAUAAUGCAUAUGAGAAAACGGUCAGUAAAAAUUACGAUAAAA
Molecule: messenger RNA, 2140 nt
Organism: Melitaea cinxia (Glanville fritillary)
Lineage: Eukaryota; Metazoa; Arthropoda; Insecta; Lepidoptera; Nymphalidae
Gene: Adar
Product: double-stranded RNA-specific editase Adar
Exons: 18
Coding region: 1-2016 (671 amino acids)
Biological process (GO): RNA processing; adenosine to inosine editing
Cellular component (GO): nucleolus; cytoplasm
Molecular function (GO): double-stranded RNA adenosine deaminase activity; double-stranded RNA binding; tRNA-specific adenosine deaminase activity
Source: RefSeq, a predicted model, not a curated record